GUUGUGCUGCGCUGCGUUCGUUCGCUGCUCGCCUGCUCGGGCGUGGACGGGGCUCCGGAGAUAACGCCUCUGGGUUUGUGUGGAACGCGGCUUGUUGCUGUGUUCGGACCCAGUUUGGGCCGUUACCUGGACCGGACUGCUGUGUGCGUGCUGAUGAGUGUGUGGGGCUGUGUUUGCUGUGCGUCUGGACCCGAGGUGCUGCAUGUGCAUGAGUUUACAUGAAGGCAUGUGGAUGUGUGGGCUCCUCCAGAACCGUUCAUCCUCUCACCAGAACCCGCCGUGGACGGGCCUGUGGGGACUGUGACAUGUUUGAGCAGCUCAAACAGGUUCGUAUGGAAUAAAGCCUCGUGCAGCAGGGACCCAGGGGCCGACUGGUCCUGUCUCUGAGCAGAUCCAUCCAGGCUGGGUUCUGUACGGACAGGAGGCAGACGGCGCCGCUCGCUCCCGGUGGCGGUGGCAAACCGUGUGGGGAGCAGAUGAUUACUUAUUCACUCAUGCGUGUCGCUAAGCUCCGAGGUGUAAUAGAUUAAAGUGUGGCCCGGUGGCAUGCGGAACAGCGGCUCCAACUUUAGAAUUGUGCGGCUUUAAUUACAUAAUUUUGCAGCUUCCAAUCUGGUGCCAGCAGCUGGACCUUGAGAGAUGCAGUGUUACUAAUUCAGCUGAUUUCAUACUGUGCGUCUGUGCCAGAAACGAGCCACAUGGUUUUUAUUUGAUCCUUUUUGCAAUUUAGUCCAUGAGUAUCAACAAUUGUGUUAAAGUGUGUGAUCCAAGCUCUCACCCAACAAAUGCUUCAGCCCAUUUAUUACACAGGAGCCUGAAACGGCAACGGGUGAACGGGGCUGUGGGGACCGCGUAUGGAAAUCCUUACUUAAGCAGAAUUAAAUUGCCCUCAGAGACAGAGAGUGGAGCGGAGACAGCGAUCAGUAAAUGAAUCCCUGAGCCGCCGCUCGGACGAGGAGGGAUCGUGAUGUGGGAGCAGGUAGUCGCUCCAGUUAUUGCGUCAGUGAAGAUUAAUGAGCCUGUUCCUGAAGCGCUCACGCGAGACCCAGCCGUGUUCCUGCUGUCCGGCCCCUGUCAUUCAUCCCGAACCAGAGCAGCUGCACCGGACCGGACCAGAUAACACAGGACAGAGUAAGAAUGGCAGAGGGGUCCAGGGACCAAGGGGGCGCGGGCGCCGCUGAUCCGGAGGAGGACUCGCCAAAUAUGAUUGUCUACAGAAAGAUUGAAGACAUUGUGACACGAAUACAAGACGAGAAAGCAGGAGGCAUAGCCGUCCGGACGGUCAAAAGCUUCCUGUCCAAGAUCCCCAGUGUCGUAUCAGGGGCAGAAAUCGUCCAGUGGCUGGUGAAAAACCUCUUCAUUGAGGAUCCAGCUGAAGCCAUUCACCUCGGGAGCCUGAUCGCCGCCCACGGCUACAUCUUCCCCAUCUCUGACCACGUCCUGAUGCUUAAAGAUGAUGGGACCCUUUAUCGCUUUCAGUCUCCGUAUUUCUGGCCUUCGAACUGCUGGGAGCCUGAAAACACAGACUAUGCCAUUUACCUGUGUAAGCGCACCAUGCAGAACAAAGCCCGGCUGGAGCUGGCGGACUAUGAGGCUGAGAACCUCGCCCGGCUGCAGAGGGCCUUCGCCAGGAAGUGGGAGUUCAUCUUCAUGCAGGCGGAGGCUCAAGUCAAAAUCGACAGGAAGAAGGACAAGGCCGAGAGGAAGAUCCUGGACAGUCAGGAGAGGGCGUUCUGGGACGUCCACCGCCCCGUGCCGGGCUGCGUCAACACCACAGAGAUGGACAUCCGCAAGUGCCGCAGGGAGAAGAACCCACACAGGGUGAAAAAGUCGGUGUACGGCGUCCCGGACGACGGCCAGAGCCAGCCCAGUCCCAUCCACAUCAGCUCGCAGCCGAGCAGGAAGCCCACCAGGGAGGACGUGCAGAAGGAGAUCACGUUCCUGAACAUCCAGCUGGACAGACACUGCAUGAAGGUUUCCAAGGUGGCCGACAGCCUGAUGAGCUACACGGAGCAGUUCAUGGAGUACGACCCCUUCGUGUCGGCCCCGGAGCCGUCCAACCCCUGGCUCAGCGACGACACCGCCUUCUGGGACCUGGAGGCCAGCCGCGACCCCAGUCAGCAGCGUGUGAAGAAAUGGAGCUUCUCUCUGGAGGAGGCGCUGAAGGACCCAGCAGGACGAGACCAGUUCCUGAAGUUCCUGGAGUCCGAGUUCAGCUCAGAGAACCUACGGUUCUGGUUGGCCGUCCAGGACCUGAAGAGGCGCCCGCUGCAGGACGUGGCCUCCAGGGCGCAGGAGAUCUGGCAGGAGUUCCUCGCCGAGGGCGCCCCGAGCUCCAUCAACCUGGACUCGCACAGCUACGAGCGCACCAGCGCCAACCUGAAGGACCCGGGGCGCUACAGCUACGAGGACGCGCAGGAGCACAUUUUCCAGUUGAUGAAAAGUGACAGCUAUGCACGCUUCCUGCGCUCCAACAUCUACCAGGACCUCCUGUUAGCCAGGAAGAAGCAGCAGCCAGCAGACACUGAGCAGGGCCGCCGCACCUCCUUGGAGAAGUUCACGCGCAGUGUGGGUAAGUCGUUGACGGGGAAGCGGCUGACGGGCCUGAUGCAGUCAUCCUGACACCGUGUGUGCUGGAGGGGCACGGCCACGCGCUGUCGGACGGCGCAGACAGUGGCUCCGGGCCGGACAGGGCCGCUGUGGAGGCCCUCGGACGCUGCUCCCAGGACUAGUGCCAUGUUGGUAGUGCAGCAUUAGGCUGGCCGGGCCGAGCGCCCCGAACAGAACCGAACCGAACCGAACCGCUGAGGGAAAGGUGAAGCUCGGCCAACACAUCACAUGGCAUGCAGCAUUAGUAGAAGCACAUUGAGAUGAAAGCUGCCGUCUUUCCAUUAGUUGGCAAAAUGUCUGUUUCUUUAUCCAAUUAGCCGGUGGAUUUCUAUGUUUUGUUUCCUUUUGUUUUAUAUAAAUGUUUACUCGAUUUUAGAAGCAACAAUAUCCCUGGAAAAUAAAAUAAUGAUAUCAAAACAAGUUACAAGGAUCUAACGUUCGUAAAAGAGCUGGGGCCAGUAACACGCCUGCUGAGGCCAGAGAGGCACAGCUGCACCACACUAACUUGUUUUAGGUCACAAGGCAGCAAUAAAUAAAGUGUUAAAUCACUUUUCUUUCUUAUUUUAACUCUUUUAUAGCUUUGGUUCUAUUAUACCUGUUUCUUAUAAAGCACAUGACAUGUUGGUAAAAUAGUGAACUCCGUUUUGGCCGUAGUCAAGAAUGCAAAGUUGUGUUGUAAUUGCUACAAAAUAAGUUUGUGAAGAUAUGUUUCAUACUUCAUAACAUUCCAAAUCUGGCAUAAGGGCUUAAUGUAGCAUCCUCACUGCUCCGUUGCAUGUUUCCACCAAAUGUCUAUGUUGGGAAUUUUUGUAAUGAGCUUAAUUGAUGAGUAUGCUGCAGUGAACCAGAGUCCGUAAUACACAACAUAUGGUCGUGUGAAUCACAAUGAUCUGAGACACAUUUUAAGUUCACAGCGCCACAGGUCCAUCUAGUGGUGGUUGGGCCACAGGACCAGCAGCAGAAGCGUUAAUGCACUGUGUUCAGCUGUGUACGUCACGCUGUAGGACAUGAUGCCGUCAGAGCCGGCUGUUCAGUCGUGGAGGUUUGGUCUGCUGCAGAAUGUGGGAUCAUUUAUGUUCAGUUGCUUUGUAAAUGCAUGAAUAUUUCCUCUUUUGUUCUCGCACAACAAUGAAUCUAUGAAUCAUUUACGUUUGAACAACGACUCGCCAUCUAAUAAUCAUUAUGCAUCUGAAUGAUUUGGGGGAAAACGGUGCAUGUUAUUAAAGCAUAAGGUGGUUUUCCUCCCAAAACACGACGCACAGACAAGGAGGAGCCCUGGUGGGGGCUCCACUCCUGGAAGCGGUACGUGACCCAUGGCUGGCGCUGCACACCGACAUUCAAGGCCUCGACGCUCCACUGUGUCCUUCUACCUUCUUCUACAGAUGGAAAGUGCUCAAACCGAGGAGAUAUUAUUCUCGCAGCGCCCCCAUGAGGCCAGAGACUGCUACAGUGACAGACUACGCUGCUGAAUGAGUGUUUCGUCUGUUGUUUUCUAUUAGAGUCACUGCAAUGCACUGUACAAAUACAAUCAGUAUCAUAAACCAAUAACCUCUUGAUUAUAAGGUAGAGAAAGAUGCUUCACUCAAGUCAAUGUACCAAAUGUUACACUCUGCACAACACAGUGACGAUAUGUACAGAGAACAUUGUAGAUGUAUAUUGGCGACAUUUCAUUAUUCAGAAAGCACACUUUAUUAUGAUAUGGGCACAUUACUAUGCAUGUAAUAUAUUCAGGGCAUUUUGUGCUUUUAGUUUCUCAACCAGCAAGAUAACUACUGGCACUCGAAAACACUCAAGCACCUGCUAUUUAUUCAUGGGUACCAAAUAAUAAAAACUCUGGACCUGUC
Betta splendens (Siamese fighting fish) is the source of this 4454-nucleotide messenger RNA. RefSeq names its product regulator of G-protein signaling 6-like. The transcript is spliced from 17 exons. NCBI's taxonomy places the organism in Eukaryota, Metazoa, Chordata, Actinopteri, Anabantiformes, Osphronemidae. Gene Ontology annotation, biological process: G protein-coupled receptor signaling pathway; regulation of G protein-coupled receptor signaling pathway; intracellular signal transduction. The coding region runs from base 1138 to 2622 and encodes 494 amino acids. The record is from RefSeq and is a predicted model, not a curated record.